CAUAACACGUCCAUUUACAGUCAGAUCCGUGUAAAGAGAAGCACCAGAGGACCACCAAAGGGUAUUGCAAGAUCGAAUCACCAGAAUUUAAAAGGAAGUGGAUAGCUGUUUUAAAAUCUUUUUGUUUUAUUUUUUUAUUUGAUAAAAGGGACGUUAUUUUCAACAAUAAGCAUCCACAAUGACUUUUACAAUGCUGAGGCCGAUGACAGCUCAUCUCAUCUAUCCAGACCUAAACGUGCUCUGUGAGGACGACGAGAACCGGAGUGAGAGUGACGGCAGCUCGGAUCAGAGCUACGGGUGCUGCGACAGCUCUGACAGUCGGCGGAGGGUCUCCCGAAAAUCAGGGGUCGGCAUCGGAGGAGUGGUCGUGUUCAAACAACGGAACGCCGCUAACGCCAGGGAGAGAGACCGGACCCAGAGCGUGAACUCGGCGUUCACCGCACUCCGGACCCUCAUCCCCACAGAGCCGGUGGACAGAAAGCUGUCCAAGAUAGAGACCCUGCGUCUGGCGUCCAGCUACAUUUCACACCUGGCAAAUGUGCUGUUGCUGGGAGACGGCAGCGAGGACGGGCAGCCCUGCUUGAGCGCGGUGUAUGGUGGUCAAGGGGACAUGGACGACAAACAACCGAGAACGAUCUGCACAUUUUGUCUCAGCAACCAGAGAAAAGGGGUGAAGCAGAGAGGAGUGAGUGGUUUGCGAAUGCACAGAUAGAAAGACUGUUUCUCUGCACAGACUUUUCCACUUGCACGUCCACAUCUCAGGGUCCAGCUGAAACACCCAGAGAGACAUUAAAUACAGGCAGGAAUGUGGGAAGAUGGAAAAUCCCAAGGAAAGGUGGAAAUAUUUAAUUUCAAAACAGUCCCACAAGUUGGGAUUCCAGAAGCGAAGCCUCUUUGAAAGAGAGAACAAGACCGAGACUCGACAGAGACAGACGCUUUGUACUUUAAUGCUGAGCAUAAAGUAUGUCAGAUAAUGGGAUGUUUUCAUUUUCUUUUAAAUAGAGAGAUUUAUUCUUUAUAAUUGUGUGUGAG
This is a messenger RNA of Polyodon spathula (Mississippi paddlefish), 1032 nucleotides long. RefSeq names its product transcription factor 15 (gene tcf15). Gene Ontology annotation, biological process: regulation of transcription by RNA polymerase II; developmental process. The record is from RefSeq and is a predicted model, not a curated record. Gene Ontology annotation, molecular function: DNA-binding transcription factor activity, RNA polymerase II-specific; protein dimerization activity; RNA polymerase II transcription regulatory region sequence-specific DNA binding. Bases 179 to 712 code for a protein of 177 amino acids. NCBI's taxonomy places the organism in Eukaryota, Metazoa, Chordata, Actinopteri, Acipenseriformes, Polyodontidae. The transcript has 2 exons.